UCCUUUACACAUUAUGUAUUUAUACAAUAGUUGUAACAUUUUAUACAGUUUGUUUACUUUCUGAUUCAGCUUCUUGAUGUUUGAACUGUUUGAAAGUAAAAAUCUUGGCUUUUAGUCCAGACUCUGAGGUUUAUUUUGAAAUCAAACAUGUCCAGGAUCAGCUGACACAUCUGAAGUUAAAGGAAAUAAAAAAMAUAAAAGUUGUUUUGCCCCCAGGACCGGGGCCAUGGGGCUGAAGAGGACAGGUCCUGCUGUUCUCCUGUCAGCCACCAGGGGGCAGCACGUCCACCAGGUGUUCACCAGCAGGAGGCAGGUUUAAAGAGGUGGGCGGGGCUUCACGGCCUCUCUCAGCUGUUCUGCUGUUUGUCCGCAGAGCUGGAGCUGCUGAGGAGCUGUCACGUUCUGUUCACACAGAAUGCACUGGUCUCGUCAUCAGACAGAAACGUGUUCAGUGAUGGAAAAACUCCAGUUGAUUUUGUGUUGGUGUGGGAGGAGCCUCAGAGCUCACAGGAAGACAGCUCAGGUGUUAGCCCCGCCCACAGGAUGUGGAGGGAAGAGUUUCUGAACAGACUGAAACAUGUGGGACUCCUGCAGGAGCAGAGGGAAGUCCUUCACCUGAAGACCAGGACCUGCUUCGUCCUCCUCAGCGCUCCGUGGACCGUCCUGUGUUACUACGCUGAAGAGAUCUGUCUCAGGGUCCCUCUGCAGGUGGUCCCUGCUCCUCUGGUUAACUGGUCCGAACAGGUACUGUCCAAACUGUCCCUUCCAAAUCCUCUGUCCCAGGAUGUCCCCAACCCCCCACUGGACUACUACACCUGCCAGUUCAGGACCAGUAAGCUGGACAGGUUUCUGGGGAGUGAAGACAAAGAGACAUUCUUCAAGACAACUCAGAGACACCAGGUGCUGUAUGAGAUCCUGGCCCGAACUCCGUACGGUUCUCUGAAGAAAGGAGAGGUGGGAAUAGACCGGCUAAUUAGUGAGCAGGUCUUCACUGCUGCGUACCCUUUACACGAGGGGGAUUUCAGAUCCGUCCCCCCAGUGGUUCCAGAGUCUUUAGGACUGAGACAGAUCCUGUAUGAAUACUGGGCCAAGUGGUCUCGCUGGARUCGAUACCAACCACUGGACCACAUCAGGGAGUAUUUUGGAGAGAAGAUAGCUCUGUACUUUGCCUGGAUUGGUUUCUACACUGGGUGGCUCCUACCAGCAUCUGUGGUUGGGACUCUGGUCUUCCUGGUGGGUUUUUGGCUCAUAGCCACUGAUGUUCCAGCGAAGGAGGUGUGUGAGAGCAGGAACACAUUCACCAUGUGUCCUCUCUGUAACAACUGCUUCUCCUGGAACUACUCCAGCAUCUGCGUCACGUACAAGGCAGGACUUCUGUUUGACAACGGAGGAACAGUGUUCCUCAGUAUCUUCAUGUCUCUGUGGGCUGUCACCUUCCUGGAGUACUGGAAGAGGACAUGUUCGGCUCUGUCUCAUCGCUGGGACUGCUCUGACUUUCAGGACAUUGAGGAGCGUCCUCGUCCUGAGUUCACGGCCAUGGCACCGAUGACCAUGAAGAACCCGGUCACCGGGAUUGAGGAACCUUACUUUCCUGAGAAGAAACGCUUCAACAGAACCAUCACCGGAUGCAUGGUCAUCAUCAUCAUGGUUACCGUGGUGCUGAUGUUUCUCAUCGCCAUCAUUUUGUAUCGGACCAUCCUCAGCAUCAUCAUCUCCAAGUCUGAGUACAGUUUCCUCAGCUUCUCAGCUGGGAGGAUAGCCAGUCUUUCAGGAUCAGUUCUGAACCUGCUGGUCAUCCUCAUGUUGUCCAGAGUCUACAUCAUGCUGGCCCACAUCCUCACACGCUGGGAGAUGCAUCGAACUCAAACCAAAUACGAAGACAUGUUUAUCCUCAAAGUCUUCAUCUUCCAGUUCGUGAACUUUUACUCCUCUCCGGUCUACAUCGCCUUCUUCAAAGGCAGGUUUAUUGGUUAUCCUGGAAAAUACAACACUCUGUUUGGAGUUCGUAACGAGGACUGUGGGGGAGGAGGCUGUUUGAUGGAACUGGCUCAGGAGAUGCUGGUCAUCAUGGUGGGAAAACAGCUGAUCAACAACAUCCAGGAGUUCAUCCAACCUCUCUGAGGAAAACCCUGAUCCCAGUGGACAAGGAUGUCCUGUCAGGUGACCUGCGGCAGCGAGGGUCCAGAGUCUGUCCACAGCAGAGAGACUCGCCUCCUCCAACCCUGGAGGAGGUCCCAGAAGAAACUGAUCCAACAGGAAGUUCUUGACCUGAAGCUACAGAGGACCUGUCCCAUGCUCCUCAUCAUUAGAAUAUUUUAAAGAAGUAUAAAUUUCAUCUAAACUUGUUCUGAACCUUCAGCAGGUUUUUCUCCAAACUGGAACUUUGAAAGAAACUUUUUAUCAACUCGAGGAACAACUGAUGCAAAAACUGUAUUUUCACAAACUGAUUUUUCUGGAACUCUUGAUGUUUUUCUUCUUUGUAAAAAGCAAAGUGAUCAUUUUCUGUUUUUAUUCUCUUAAAGAGCUGCAAACUUUUUUUUAAAUUUUUUUAAUGUAAUAAAUAUAAUGACUUGUCUAUUGGAAGCUGUAGUAAUGUGCAGUGCUGUAUAUUUGAGCUCACACAGCUUUAAUGUGACCAAAGUAUUAAAAUCAGAUGAAAGGUCAUCCACGGGACUGCCAGGACUUUGCUGACUGCUUAAAAAGUUUGAUGCCUCCAAAAUAUCUAUAAAUAAAACAAACAGAAUCAAGUAAAUAGCUUCUGUGCAAGGCGCCGCCCCCUUUUGGGUAAAAACAAAGCUCCUCCCAUUUUAUGGUCUGCUUGUUUCAGCAGUUACUGAUGUUUCUGCAGGGCAUGGUGUGUAAGAGUAACUGUAAAAAGCAGUGUUUUGUAAAGUACCACAAGGUGAUACUUGAGUAAAAGUACAAGUAUCUUA
Molecule: messenger RNA, 2933 nt
Organism: Austrofundulus limnaeus
Lineage: Eukaryota; Metazoa; Chordata; Actinopteri; Cyprinodontiformes; Rivulidae
Gene: ano7
Product: anoctamin 7
Biological process (GO): chloride transmembrane transport; calcium activated phospholipid scrambling
Cellular component (GO): plasma membrane
Molecular function (GO): protein dimerization activity; chloride channel activity
Source: RefSeq, a predicted model, not a curated record